GAGAAGAGGGAGAGAGAGAAAAGGGAAUCAAAGAAGGUGAAAUUGAAAAGAUUUGGAGAACAGUACCAGAUAAGCGAUCAUGGAGGCAACAAGACUCGAAAUCGUUCUUCCGUUUUAAUAAAACUGAUUUAUUAGAGUUAGAACGGUGGCGGUGUUGCUGUGGUGGGGUAUAGUCGGUUAAAUUUGGGAUACUAAAUCUGGCAACUUUUGAGGGCUUAAGAGCAAGGUCGUCCCUGAAGCAACCGAUAACGGAGGACGACGAGGAGGAGUGCAGGCCUUGGCGUCGCAGGUUAUCAAUGGCGGUGAAAUUGGCCUCCGUCUUUAGGGUCGUUCUUCUUCUCAUCCUCUUGGCCGCCAUUAUCACAGCUUGCUUUACUCUUCCCAUCGAGAAGAUGUUGAAAGAUUUCCUGCUAUGGAUUGAACACAAUCUAGGGCCUUGGGGUCCACUUGUUUUGGCCAUUGCAUACAUCCCUCUGACCGUUCUGGCGGUUCCAGCUUCAGUACUCACGCUUGGAGGUGGUUAUCUCUUUGGGUUACCCAUUGGCUUUGUUGCUGAUUCAAUUGGUGCUACUAUUGGUGCUACAGCUGCAUUCCUUCUUGGUAGAACAAUUGGGAGGUCUUACGUUAUCUCGAAGUUAAAGGAUUAUCCAAAGUUUCAGGCAGUUGCAAUUGCAAUUCAGAGAUCUGGAUUCAAGAUUGUGUUGCUACUUCGGCUUGUUCCCUUACUUCCAUUUAACAUGUUGAAUUACCUCCUGUCUGUGACUCCUGUUGGGAUAGGAGAGUACAUGUUAGCUUCUUGGUUGGGAAUGAUGCCAAUUACACUUGCACUGGUGUAUGUUGGAACAACUCUUAAGGAUAUUUCAGAUGUAACGCAUGGAUGGGGUGAGAUUUCAACGACUCGUUGGGUAAGGGCCAAGCUUUUUCUCUUGUCAGGCAUGAUUAAAUAUUGCUCUAGUUUAAUUUUUCUUUACUUAUUAUUCUCAAAGAAAGAUGGCAUUGCCUGAUUCGUCCAUUAGACUAUUACCAAUAUUUGAUGAAACUUCAGU
This is a messenger RNA of Telopea speciosissima, 1046 nucleotides long. RefSeq names its product TVP38/TMEM64 family membrane protein slr0305-like. Lineage: Eukaryota; Viridiplantae; Streptophyta; Magnoliopsida; Proteales; Proteaceae. The transcript has 7 exons. The record is from RefSeq and is a predicted model, not a curated record. Gene Ontology annotation, cellular component: membrane. The coding region runs from base 297 to 1004 and encodes 235 amino acids.